AUGAGGUCUCUCAGAGCCGCAUUUCGGCAAAUACAUAAGCCACUGCAGGCUUUGGCAAGCCCAACAUUACCAAGGAGAAUAUUAUCAAGCCGCGGCUUUGCUACGUCAAUUCCGGCCGCUGAGCUGGAUUUCGGGCAGCCUGUUCAUGAAACACACCCUCACCUUCUCCAGGCUGGUGAAAUAACACCUGGUAUUACGGCUCAGGAGUAUGCCGAUCGCCGUGCCAAACUUGCCUUCAGUUUACCUGAAGGCGGCGUGGCCGUCCUGCCCUCGGCUGAGACAAAAUACCGUUCUGGUGCCGUCUUCUACUCCUUCCGUCAAGAAUCCAACUUUCUCUACCUCACCGGGUUUUCGGAACCUCAGUCCCUUGCCGUAAUUCGGAAAACGGGACCUUCUCUCGGCGACUACACCUUCCACCUCUUUUGCCGUCCUAAAGAUGCCCUAGCCGAGCAGUGGGCCGGGCCUUGGAGUGGCCUGCGUGCCGCGGAGGACGUUUUCAACGCCGAUGAGGCGGCCGAUAUUAACAGUCUCGCCGUGCUCCUCCCUCCACUCCUCCGCUCCGCCAACCGCAUUUACACCGACGCACCGCUGUCUUCCACCUCCGAGCUCUCCUCACCGCUUUCCUUGCCUUCCAUCAUCCGCGCCCUCCCUACUACACCCUCCACGGCCCCAUUAAGCCCCCUUGUCAACGCCCUCCGCGCUAUCAAAUCACCCGCCGAAGUCGAGGUCAUGCGUCACACUGGCCGCGUCUCUGGGCGCGCCAUCACCGCCGCUAUGAGCCGCCCUUGGUCCACCGAACCCGACCUGCACAACUUCCUCGCUCACGCCUUCACCAACGACAACUGCACGGGCCCAGCCUAUGUCCCCGUCAUCGCCGGCGGCCGCCGCGGCCGCAUGAUCCACUACACCCACAACACCGCCCGCCUCCGCGGCGACGAGAUGAUCCUCGUUGACGCCGGCGCCGAGUACGGCUGGUACAUCACCGACAUCACGCGCGUGUGGCCGGCGAGCGGCCGCUUCACCCAACCACAACGUGAUCUGUACGCCGCCGUGCUGGCCGUCCAACGUAAAGGUGUCGCCCUCUGCACGGCGCGCGCGGGGUUGUCGCUGGACGAAGUACACCGCGUGACGGAGUCGGCGCUGCAGGAGGAGCUCACCCAGCUCGGGUUCGAUUUCGCCAGUGGCAGCCUUCUCCGUAGCAGGGGCGACCUCAUGAGCACUCUCUUCCCGCACCACGUCGGGCACUAUGUCGGCCUGGAUGUGCACGAUGUGCCCGGGUACCCGCGCUCGGUGCCGAUGAAGCCGGGCCACUGCGUGACGAUCGAGCCGGGCGUGUAUGUCCCCGACGACGAGAGGUUCCCGAAGCACUUCCGCGGGCUGGCGGUGCGGAUCGAGGAUAGUGUGUGUGUGGGCGAGGAGGAUCCGUUGGUGUUGACCCCUGAGGCGGUGAAGGAGUUGGAUGAUAUCGAGGCGCUGCGGUGGGGUUCGAAACCGACAGAAUCCCCCUUGUAA
Dichotomopilus funicola is the source of this 1512-nucleotide messenger RNA. RefSeq names its product aminopeptidase-like protein. The transcript has 2 exons. Bases 1 to 1512 code for a protein of 503 amino acids. The record is from RefSeq and is a predicted model, not a curated record. Gene Ontology annotation, cellular component: mitochondrion. Gene Ontology annotation, biological process: proteolysis. Gene Ontology annotation, molecular function: manganese ion binding; metalloaminopeptidase activity. NCBI's taxonomy places the organism in Eukaryota, Fungi, Ascomycota, Sordariomycetes, Sordariales, Chaetomiaceae.